This is a messenger RNA of Arabis nemorensis, 450 nucleotides long. Lineage: Eukaryota; Viridiplantae; Streptophyta; Magnoliopsida; Brassicales; Brassicaceae. The record is from the annotation of a GenBank genome assembly.
AUGGAAGCUACACUGAUUUCUUCCAUGUACUCACCAUUCCUCCGAUUCAAUCCAAUCUCCACGAGAACGCAACACAAGAAGAAGACGAUGAUUGUGUGUGCUUCUGGUGCAGGGAACAAAGACCAUUACUACUACGGAGGAGGGAGAUUGGUGGAUGAGAACAUGAUCGUUCUAAGGAAACGCAUACACGAGAUGAAAAUGGUUGAACGUAACUACGAGCCUCCUUCUCAUUGGAUGGAUUGGGAGAAACGUUUAUACAACAGCUACGACUCUGUGAUUUGCGAUACCGUUGGUCUUCUCCAGAGUUUUCUCAUGAACUCUCGUCCAACCGUCGCAAUUGCGACUCUGCUACUUCUUCUCGUAAGCGUUCCACUUUCCUCCACCGCGAUCGCGUUUCGCCUACUUGACUUCCUUCAUUGGCUUCUCGCCGCCGCCGCAACAUCAGCGUGA